GUUUUGUGGGUCAAUCAACUGUCAGUGAGUAUGGUGAAUGUACGGAAUGUAUUAAUAUUUUGAUAUAUUUUAAUUCGCAAUGCCUUAUUUUUAUCUUUAUCCUUGGUAAUGAAACUUUAUCUUUGAUAUAAUGUGAUAAAUCUUCUAUUGUAUCUUAUUCGCAUAAACAAAAGUUUCAAUUUGUAUUUAACUAUACUAAUUGAAAGUGAUUGUUGGUUUGUUAGAGAAAAUUGCAACAAAUUGUAUAAUGGAUAGAGGUUCUUAUGAGAAGUUAUCAAUAAGAGAAUCAGCUAGAUCUCUCAAAAAAUAUGGCAGCACAAGUAAACAUGUAACACGAAAUGAAAACUACACCAAGCACUAUGUUUGUAACACGGAUACUUUGCAGGGUAUUGCACUAAAAUAUAACGUAACGAUAGAACAAAUACGCAGAGCAAAUAAGUUAUGGGCAUCAGACAGUUUAUUUUUAAGAGAAUUCCUGUUGAUACCUACUGAAACGCCAACACCUAUCGCCAGUGAACAAGCAACUCCAGUGGUCAGUCCUUCUACAGUUUCAUCACCCUCAAUUAGUAGAAGUUUUGAUGAAGAUAACAUUGAUGAAUUUCUCACAAAAAUUGAUGCCUCAAUCGCCACCACUAAAGAAGAAGUUAAGAAGACCACAAUCAACAGCGAAUUUGCUGUAAAUCUAGACAUUGACGGCGAGAGGAGGAAACCAGCAGUAUCCCGAAUGAAACAAAUGGUGAACAAUAACAGUUCUAAUGAUAUAUAUCAACCACCACACACAGUAGUAAUACAGCAGGGUAAAAAGGUUAGGACUUCUAUAAAGCAACAUGAGCAGCAGCAAGACGAGUUAUUUGAGUUGUAGCAUUUAUUUUUAUUGAUCUGAAGUUAUUUUUUGUUACUUCCUCAGUUACAUUAUGAUCUGUAGCAAUAAGUCCAACAAUUUAUGAAAUCUUUGUCUUCUGACAUCCACUGAGCUUGUAAAUAUUAAUAUCCUACCAUCGUUAAGGUAAAAAAUAAAUGUAGAUAAAUUAUAAAGCAAAUGAUUCUAUAUCAUUAUUUUUGUGUUUUGUGUGAAAAUUGAUAUAGGAAAUUAAAAUGAAUUGCCUAUGUAUUAUAUGCAUCCAUAAUAUUUUGUGUUAAUUUGUUGAAUUGUGAUAUACAUACUGACAGUGAAAGAAACUAAUUUGCUUACAAAUAAAAAGAUUGACAAAAAGUAA
Molecule: messenger RNA, 1217 nt
Organism: Anoplophora glabripennis (Asian longhorned beetle)
Lineage: Eukaryota; Metazoa; Arthropoda; Insecta; Coleoptera; Cerambycidae
Gene: red
Product: lysM and putative peptidoglycan-binding domain-containing protein 2
Exons: 3
Coding region: 248-862 (204 amino acids)
Source: RefSeq, a predicted model, not a curated record